AUGAAUGAAGAAACAGUAAGCCUUAAUAAGGCGAUAAAAUCUACUCGGUUUACGGUCAUACCAGUGAAAGAAAAUUUUGAAUAUUCGUCAAAAAGUUUAAAUGUGGAUGGUGAAUGCAGAAAGAAUUUGUUGUAUGAUUGCUAUUACAACAACGAUUUAUCUUCUGAAGAAGCUUUUGAUCCAUAUUCAAUAUUUAUGAGUAUGUAUUAUCCGCUGGAUAACGGAACUAAACAAACAAAGCUUGAAAAGUUUAAGGCGUAUUGGGAGAAUGAUUCGUUCUAUGCAAUUUGGCGUAGGAAGUUUAUCAAGGAGCAUAGCUGUGAUGAACAUGAUAUGUGGAAAGAGCAAUUCAAGAAAAAAUGGACAGAAAUAGGCAUUGGUUAA
Molecule: messenger RNA, 384 nt
Organism: Enterobius vermicularis (human pinworm)
Lineage: Eukaryota; Metazoa; Nematoda; Chromadorea; Rhabditida; Oxyuridae
Source: the annotation of a GenBank genome assembly